Thamnophis elegans (Western terrestrial garter snake) is the source of this 2492-nucleotide messenger RNA. It is a transcript of the gene TRMT2A, whose product is annotated as tRNA methyltransferase 2 homolog A. Gene Ontology annotation, biological process: RNA processing. Gene Ontology annotation, molecular function: RNA binding; RNA methyltransferase activity. The transcript has 12 exons. The coding region runs from base 228 to 2201 and encodes 657 amino acids. Lineage: Eukaryota; Metazoa; Chordata; Lepidosauria; Squamata; Natricidae. The record is from RefSeq and is a predicted model, not a curated record.
CGUGCGCACACGAAUGCACAUACGGGGAUUUCACCCCCCCUCCAGCCUUGCUUUAGUUUAGAGGGGGGAAAAAAAAAAAAGCCGAAGCGAGGCAGAAGCGGUGCAAGCGGCGUCAUGCCGGCCUAGUCCUCUUAGAAGCCCCGCCCUGUUUCCCGCGCCUGCGCCAUUCGAAGUGGGUCUUUGGGGCCGCUCGCCUAGUGGGCCCGGUGGCGAGAGUGGCUGAAAUAAUGGAAGAAGACGAGGACUCCGUGUGCUCGGCGGAUCCAAAAUGCGCCACUCCGGAAUCGGCGGUCCAGAGCGUAGAAACAAAUACGGAAAACCCUUCAGAAGCUUCCAACAUGUACAGGUACAUUAAAGAGGACUUGUUCACUUCGGAAAUCUACAAGGUGGAACUUCAGAACCUGCCCAGGUACAUCGGCUUUAACGAAGUCAAGAAAUUCCUCGCCAAAUACGGACUUCACCCGCAUAAGAUCAAACUGAUGGGGAAACAGACCUUCGCCUUCGUCACCUUCAAGAGCGAGGAAGAACGGGACAAAGCCAUGAAAGUCCUCCACGGGGUCCGGUGGAAGAACCGGAACCUGAGCGUCCGCUUGGCCAAGCCCAAAGCGGAUCCCAUUUUGAAGAAGAGGAAGAGAGAGGAAGGGGCCGAAGAAGCGUCAGCCAAGCGCCCGGCUUCGUCCAAUGAUGGCGAGGAGGAGCCUCUGAGCAAGCAGAUAGCGGAUGUGGUGACUCCUUUGUGGGCGAUGCCCUACGAAGACCAGCUGGUGACGAAGAAGAAGCAGUGUGAAGAAGUGUUGGGGAAACUGACCAGGGACAUGGGAAACAACAACCGAGCACUACUCCCGUGGCUGUUCCUGCAAAAGGAGAAGCACAAUGGGCUUUGUUGCUCCUUGGACGGAGUGAAGCCAUCCCCAUUACAGACCGGGUACCGCAACAAAUGUGAAUUUUUGAUUGGCUUAGGCCCAAAUCAGGACGAUAAAACGGUCGGCUUCCGGCUGGGCAAAUACAAGGGGGGAUCCUGUGCUGUGGUGGAACCUUUUGAGACCAUCCACGUUCCCACGGAGGCCAAAAAGGUGGCCAGGGCUUUCCAGGAGUACAUACGAUCGACCUCUUACAGCGUUUAUAGCCCAGAAACCUACGAAGGACACUGGAAGCAGCUAACAGUUCGUACUAGCUCGAAUGGCCACGUCAUGGCAAUUGCCUAUUUUAAUCCGCAGAAAUUAAGCAAAGAAGAACUUGCUACGCUGCAAACUUCGAUGGCUACUUACUUCACAGACGGCCCUGGAAAAGACAGCGGAAUAACAUCUUUAUAUUUUGUAGAAGAAGGUCAGAGAAAAUCACCAAAUCGCGAAGAUUUAAUUUUGAACAACAUCGCUGGUGAAAAGUACAUCCAGGAAAAUCUUCUGGGGUUAAAAUUCCGGAUUUCGCCCCAGGCUUUUUUCCAGGUGAACACGGAGGCAGCCGAGGUUCUGUAUUCAACCAUUCAGGAUUGGGCCGACAUCAAUCAGGAAACCACGGUGCUGGAUGUUUGCUGUGGGACUGGAUCAAUUGGCAUAUGUCUUGCACAGAAAGUGAAGAAAGUUAUCGGAGUGGAACUCUGCCAAGAAGCGGUUGAAGAUGCCAAAGCAAACGCUCAACUGAACGGCUUGAUGAAUGUCGAAUUCCACUGUGGGAAAGCUGAAGAGCUUGUUCCUCGCCUGGUGAACAUGUUAGCGCCACACAACACAGUUACAAUUGUGGAUCCCCCACGAGCAGGUUUACAUUCCAAAGUGAUCCUCGCCAUCCGAAAAGCCGAGCACUUGAAAAAGCUCCUUUACGUCUCCUGCAACCCUCGAGCGGCUAUGAACAACUUUGUGGACCUUUGUCGAGCACCUUCUCACCGUGUGAAAGGCGGCGCCUUCCGGGUUAUCAAAGCAACAGCGGUAGAUCUUUUCCCCCACACCAUGCACUGCGAGAUGCUUUUCUUCUUUGAAAGAAUAGAGUAUCCAACAGCGGGCCCAGCAGAGAUUCCAGAUGUUAAAUCUGUGGAGAUUCCAGAUGUUAAAUCGGUGGAUACUCCGGGUGUGGGAUCGGAGGACAUUCUGGAUGUCAACUCGCUGGAGAUUCCAGGUGUGAACUCGCUGGAGAUUCCAGAUGUGAAGUCCCAAGAGGCCGACACCACAGACUCCCUCCCGAAAACAGUGAUGGGAUGUCCCAGUUAGCGAUUGUCCAUCCAGUACCGAAGGGACCUGUUUUACCUCCUGAUCUUAAAAGGGUCUGCUGCUUCCCUACCCCCCCCCCCUCCUUUCCUUUCAUUACCCAGCAAAGCUUCUGCUUAAAGUUUGAAAAAGUACCAAGUUGAAGUAUGUCAACAGUAAGGGGGGACUGCUGGAAGCAAAGGCCUAAAGAUACAAUUUCAGACUGGAUAGGGUUGCUUUUUGUAAAGGCGUGUUUUUGAAAUCAUGGCGCAAACAGGAUGAGAGUCCUGUGUACCAAACAAAUUAAAGCCACUG